Molecule: messenger RNA, 6361 nt
Organism: Hippocampus zosterae (dwarf seahorse)
Lineage: Eukaryota; Metazoa; Chordata; Actinopteri; Syngnathiformes; Syngnathidae
Gene: clmna
Product: calmin a
Exons: 14
Coding region: 310-3672 (1120 amino acids)
Biological process (GO): nuclear migration
Cellular component (GO): cytoplasm; meiotic nuclear membrane microtubule tethering complex; nuclear outer membrane
Molecular function (GO): actin filament binding
Source: RefSeq, a predicted model, not a curated record
CAUCCCUCCUCGAACAAACCAACCUGGAGCUUGAGCUUCGUUUUCCAAACGACGCUGUCGUCUCCAUGGGGACAUACUCACACAGAGAGCUGAACCACCUCUCUGCCAAGAAGCGAAAAAUAAGAGAACACACACGACCACUCACUCUCAGCCACCAUUGUCUGUUUACUGAGUGAAAAUUGUUCCGCCAUCUCAGCCUGUGCAUGAAGGAUUGAAUGGCUCUCUGUCGACUAACUGGACAAUAGACUGCCUGUUCGCUUUUCUCUCGGUGUAUUCCUUCCUGGGUGUCGGAACUUGCCACUGAUCUUGAUGGCUGGGCACCAGUGGGAUGACUGGUUCGAGAGGGAAGAAUUCAUCGGACACAUCAGCGACAUGCGAGUGCAGAACCUCCAAGUUGAGAGAGAAGUGGUUCAGAAGAGGACCUUUACUCGAUGGAUGAAUCUACAUUUAGAAAAGUGUAAUCCACCAAUUGAAGUUCAAGACCUUUUCCAAGAUAUUCAGGAUGGACGUAUCCUCAUGGCUCUUCUGGAGGAGCUCUCUGGGUGCAAGCUGCUUCAGGGGUUCAAGAAAUCAUCCCAUCGAAUCUUCAGAAUUAACAAUAUUACCCAAGUUUUAUCUUUUCUUGAGGAGCGAAAUGUAAGGCUCGUCAGCAUUGACGCUGCUGAUGUUGUCGAUGGAAACACAUCCGUCAUCCUGGGACUAAUCUGGAACAUCAUUCUCUUCUUCCAGAUUAAGGAGUUGACUGGCAACAUACGGAGCCAGUUCCCCUCAACCUCCACCUUGUCAUCUACACCUACCAGCUCUGACCUAUCCAAUGGCAACACAUCGUUGGCCGGAAGGCAUAUGGCAGCCGCAACCACAAGAGAACAUAGCAAAGCCUUCAAAAAACUGCUGCAGUGGGUACAGAAACAAACACGCAAGUAUGGUGUGGCAAUACAGGACUUUGGGAAGAGUUGGACAAGUGGUCUUGCUUUCCUUGCAGUCAUCAAGUCCAUCGACCCCAGCCUGGUAGAUAUGAGGAGGGCCUUGCUAAGAAGUGCACAAGAAAAUCUGGACGAUGCAUUCAGGAUUGCCCAUUACUGUUUGGGUAUCCCGCGCCUCCUGGAGCCUGAAGAUGUGACGACCAAUGCGCCAGACGAACAGUCCAUCAUGACAUAUGUAUCACAGUUCCUUGAGCACUUCCCUGGCAUAGAUGAGGUACAGAACACUGAACAUCAAAAUGAGCCUAACCCUUUCAUCGAAAGGAGUAUCUCUGUGGAUCGACUCGGCUUCUGUGAGCCUGACCGUGCGACCCUGACUCAUAGCAUUGUGAAAGAGAGAUGCCUCAUGUUCCAGAAGGACUGUCCACAACCCCCACCCCACAUAUUAUGUUCUUUUGUGUCAGAAGACAAAGGGAACAGUUCACCAUCCAUUCAUCCAACAAUAUCUUGUACGUGGCUUAGUGAAGACUCCUUUGCUGAUUCCACCUGCAUGAAAGACAACUUAAAUAGGACGGAAGAAAAUGUUGAACCCCCAGAAGAAGUCAUAUCCCAGAUAACCCCUAACUCCCUACAAUUAACCCAAAGUCACUCUCGCUUUGACUCGCCGUUGCUCGAGUUGAAGAAAACGGAAUCUGUCAAGGACGAUUCUGCUAUCAGCUCUCCAGAUUCUUGGGUAGAGAGUGAUGAUGGAGUAGUUCCUGUGAAAUGUUGUCAGAGUCUAAGUCGAAGUUCAUCGUGUGAUUGGGAUAUGGACUGCGCAACCCAUGUGCACAUUUCUUCUUUUGAUGAAGGAUCUGUUCCCAUUCCAUGUGAACUUCCAGAUGACCAGUUCAUUACAGACUCAUGUAUAGAUGAAGGUAUUUUUUCACUUAACUCUGAUGAUACACAGGGCAAAGUCCUUGGAAAGGAAAUCGAACAAAAAGAUUCCAAGGAAGUUGCAGAAAAGGAGGAGGAAGAUUUCAAGAACCAAAGCAAAGUCUUUUUUCCAAAAGUUAUAUUGGAAACUUCAAACGAAAACAGAGAUUGUCAGGUUCGAUGGACUGAUGCUCAUCAUUUGCUUCAAGUGAAAGCAUCCACAGAGGAAAAACUUCCAGUAAAAACAACAUCAUUAUCUGGAUCUGACUCUCAAGAAACCGGUGAUGCUACCAUAUCCGGUGCACAUCCACAAACUGAACCACAACUCUGUUCGAAUGAAGAGCUUUCAGAGUCAUUUAGUGUGGCAACAAGUCCUUGUGAAGAACAGGGAUGUUUGAAGCAAGCCGCGGACCGUGUGACGAAUUCACAGAUUGGUGAAAAAAUAAUUGAUCAUCAAACUGACAAAAGAGUUGAAGUGGAAAAUGAAUGUUACAAAAUAGAUUGUCAGUCGAAACAAAUGGGUCCAAAUUCUUUUGUGAAAGAUGAAGAUGGCGAUGAGCCCUUAAGUGCCCCCUGUGACACAGAAAAAUAUAUGUCCGCUGGAGAUGCCCACCAAUUGGAAAGUGAUAAAACCAACCAAGCCCUGUGCUAUAACAAAAGUGACUUGGAAUCAUACUCUCACCAGCAACUUGAGCAGCAGUCUAGUGGUGUAACAUGCAGUGAUGAUAAGAUUUUUUUCAAGAAAACUACGGACCAUGCAACUGAUUCACAAGUCAUUGAAAGGCAGUUCUACUGUCAGCAAAGUCUUGGAGAGGUAAAUGUUGAUACAUUCUUUUUCCAACGGAAUGACUUCAAGAAAACAGUGUGUUCAUUGCGGGACAAAAGAAAGGAGGAGGCCACAGAAAAACCAAAUAAAUCAAUUGAUGUGGAUGAAAGAUAUUGGCCAGAUCUUCAAGUAAAGUUGGAAUCAAACACCCAAGAAGGAGAUCCGAAAAUAAGAACAGACCAGAUAGCAGGUUGUCCUGUGAAUACAGAGGACAUGUCCUCAGCUUCUCAAGCAGCCAGACACCAAAAUGAACAAAAUGAGCCUCCACAGAAAUAUCAGAAAAUCGACUUGUGUAAUGACCCACUUGGUACAUCCAAGGAAAUCAAUGAUUUUUCCACAGACCCCAGUCAAGGAUGUGACUCUAUCGAGAGUUUGAAUUGUUUUUACCCAAACAGAGAGGAAGCCCUGUUUACAGAGCCACUUAAUACUCAAAUGCAGAGCUGGCCAUUGGUUUUGAGUUUAUCACCGCUUAAGCCAGCUCCAGCUUCUGAGACAGUACCUCAAGAUAAGCCACUUUAUUUGAUGGAUGAAGACGUUGCGAAGUUGUUGAAUGAAGACAGCAAGGUAAUGACUGAGAUCAAACAUAAGACUUGCAGCAGAUCUGAACUCAAAGGACUGUGCCAGUUGCCUGGGGGGCAAAUCACAGACCUUACAAAAAGUGUUUUCCCACCUGACUGCAGUGAUCUAAGUGAGGCUCAGCAAAAUACCCAAGACCCUUCCAGGGAAAACACAGAGACUAUGAGAGACGGCACAAAAAUUCCCAGUGUGAUUGAAAUUCCGAUCCCUCCAGUCCUGCGUCAAAGGAGGGGAAUUUAUUUCUCUCAGAGCAACCAGAUGACCGUGAGGACAUUUUCAAGAAAAUAUAAGAAUGGUGACUCUGAAUUUUGCUGGAGUGGGAGCUGGGAGCCUUAUCUGCUGUUUGUUCUCUGGCUGCUGCUCUACUGCUUAUGGCUGUUGCCACAAAUGGACCUGAAGACUUUGCCGAGUCUGCUGUUCAACAUCAACCACUGAAGACACUCAACCCUCACGCGCGUGUGCACACACACACACACAAAUACACACUUCUUGUUCUGUUUGGAUUAAGAAAAACUAUAUAUAUCCUGCGCAGCGUUGUUUUGUAGCCUUACUCAACUAAGUGAAUGCAUUUGACAAGCUGUUUUCUUAGUUGGCUUUUGAGCUGGCACAAAAAUGAAUGGCUUUUCAGUUCUCACUGCAACUUUUGUUGUAAAAUAAUAACUGUAGUUUUGAGUCUUACUGCCAUUGAAUGAUUGUUAUCCGAUUUUUAUUUUUCCACAGAAUAUUAAUAAUUAUGGCAACUGUGAUUCAUCUUCAAGUCCCGGUGGAACCUAGGACAACAUCACCAUGUUAAAUGAUCGUGUUACAAUGACACAUUCUAAUAAUAUGAGAGCAUACUGAAGUAUUCUGCCUAUUUUUACAAGCUGCAUUACCAGAUGAGAGAGAAUGAGAUUGUAAAUAGAAAGAUGAGUUUCCAAAUGCGAUAGAUAUUUUGAUUACAAAAUCUAUAUAUAAAGUCUAGAGCAAAACAAAAAGUAGUUUAAUUUAUUUGUUAAUAUGUCUGUGGAGCAGUAUUGGGGCUAAGAGGAGAUUGAGCCAUAGUGCUGAGGAUGAAGUGGAAGCCAGAUCUGCAUAAUGUUUCCAGUGCUCUGUUCAGGCCAGUCACGUUCUUCCACUUCGGCUAAAAAAAAAUUAAAAAAAAUGCUUUUACUGUACGAAAGGGAAUUUGUUUAUCUGUCACUGCCCUGGCAACACCAAAUCACAUUAUUAAUUGGUCUAGAAUAUUGAAAUUUUAUUGGUACUUUCACCUCUCGUUCAAGCUUCGAAACUAGCACACAGCUGCGUGGUGAUGUUAUGUUCUAAAUGCUACUGCAUGCUUCAAAGAUCAGUCAAUAACAAUAGUGAGUGUCGUUAUUCUAUUGAUUACUUUUGUUUAUACCGGCACAUUUAUCUGGUGACUUUGCUUCGUAUUCAGCUGACAAAGAGGAUGUUUACUGCUCUAAAUUUGUAUUUAGCACAAUGGCUUUGAAGCAAAUUACAAUGGUUCUGACUCAUGUCAGUCAACGGAGCUGAAGCAGGAUUGUUUGUUGUUGUGGUGGUUUUUUUAUUCCACAUAUGUAAAAAUGGAAUUACAAACCCCUAUUCCAAUGAAGCAUGUAGUGGUCAAACAUUCUGUAAAAUGUCAAAACAAAAUACAGUGAUUUGCUUAUCCUUAAAAAAAAAGGUCACAGAAAGUAGACUAUUCUCGGUGUAAAAACUGUCACAUCUCCAUUUUUGUGCUGGCGCAAGUCUACUUUAUGGUGGUUUUUCAAUUUGGUACUGCGUAUUACUUGGUGUUCUGGGGACCAAAAGUGUCUUCUAUAACACGGCCCCCGGUGCAUCACACAAAGUAGACUGGAUUUUAGACUCGGUUAAAAGUAUGUCUAACUCCUGGGGGAAGUGGGGUAACACAAUUUUUACGGAUUGGCACUCCGCGGACAUGAGUGGUGGAUAUCACAGGAUUUCAUUCAUAAUUAUGGCAAGAGCUUGGACAGUUCCUCUGAAUCAUUGCAGAAAUGAAUUCAUUGAAUGAAUUAUAAAAAUUCCCAUCUUUAAAAAAAAAAAAAAAGCACGGCUCAUAGGACCCCUGUCACUCUGGGUCGUACACGGACACACAGACAGUCGUGGGUGCAAGCUGGUCUCCAAUCGCCCACAUCACAUGCAGGGCCGGCGACAUCAUCUUGCAGUUUACCUGCCAAUAUCAUGCACAGAUCCGAGUGAGUCAAUUUCUGCUUCUGUAAUGUCAGCCAUGGCACACUCAAGCAGACUGCGUUUUGACCAACUUGAUCUUAGUGCAAAUGAGGCAUGCCGCCAAAAGGCUACUUCAACUCACAAAGGCGCACAAAGGCACAUUGUUAUGCUCAGUUCGACCCGUGCAUAGUCUUGCAAAAUACCAAAAGAAAGAAAAUCACCCUGGGGCACAGUUAGACUUGCGCUUUGCGCUAGAAAUGAAAAUAGGGCCCCAUAUAUUACAGUAGCAGCACCCAAAAAUACAGCCCGCUUCUUUGGGCCCAAACCCAUCUGAGAUGAACUGACACCAAGUGAAAAUGUGUGCUGUGAUGAUCUGACGAGUGCACGUUUCAAAUUGUUUUGGGACAUCACAUCUUCUGCUGCAAAUAGGAAAAGGACCAUCUGGAUUUUAAUCUAUGCAAAGUUCAAAGCUAGCAUCGGUGAUGGUAUGGUGGUGUGUUACCACUUGCAUUAGUAACUUCUGUGAAGGCAGCAUUAAGGCUGAAAGAUAGCCAUGGGUUUUGGAGCAACAUACGCUACCAUUAGAGCAAUUUUUUUCAGGGACUUAUUUGUGCAAGAAAAUUCCAAGCCAUAUUCUGCAUGUGUUACAACAGAGUGGCUUCAGAGUAAAACUGUACUAGAAUGAACUGCCAGCAGUCCAGACCUUUCAUCCUUUGAACACAUGUGGCACGUUAUGAAACGCAAAAUGUAACCACGAAGAUCCUGGAUUGUUGAGCAAAUGAAGCCGCACAUCAAGCAAGUGCCAAUCGUCUACAACAUUUUCAACAAUUAGUGUCCUCAGUUUACAAACACUUAUUGAGGGUAGUUAAAGGAGAGGUGAUGUAACACAGUUUUUGGGGGGAAUGGGUGGCACACAUAAAAUUCACAAUGAGUGAAUAUUUGCAAAAAAAGGAAA